Molecule: messenger RNA, 5221 nt
Organism: Bursaphelenchus okinawaensis
Lineage: Eukaryota; Metazoa; Nematoda; Chromadorea; Rhabditida; Aphelenchoididae
Source: the annotation of a GenBank genome assembly
AUGCGGCCCUUCCGCAUUUACCUCAUCACCACAAUACUGUUCACCUCAAUCUUCACCACCUUAUCCAACCCAAAGGCCAUUGAUGUUCUACAGAGUCAACGACAGCUGGAAGAACAUCCUCUCAACUUUUGCAAUCAAACAGAAUUGGCAUUGGAGAAUGGGCUUCAGAAGACGACGUUAGGCCAGUUUAUGGGCUACCCAUGUUCACCAGAGUUUUAUCAUUGUAGAUGGCAGUCGGAUGGGUAUCAUACUUACAAGAAGAACUGUAGGAUUGGUGGGUUUUUGAGGUUUUUUGAAAUUUUAAAAUUUUGAAAUUUAAAAAUUUUUUUUGAAAUUAAUUUUUUUUUCAAUUUUAGGCUUGGUAUUUGACACCUUAGGCACCCAGAACUGUAACUACGAUUACAAUGUCAAAACUUGUGGCAUGCAGUCAGCUCCAGGUAGGUUAAUAUAUAAUACUUUAUCAGUAAACUGUCUAUGAUCUUGUAGUCUUUAUAUAUUUUUUUAAUUUGGUUAUAGUACUACGGAUACUAACAUGUGGUGCUAUAUUGGACUUGUACUACUUUGUGUAGUACCAUCUUUUCUGUUUAUAUAAGGUAGUACUAUAUUUUGUUUUCGGUGCACUUGGUAUAUACAGUAGUACAAAGGUAUGUACAAGGAAUAUUAUUUACUAUAGUACGAAGUUUGGUAUCAAAAGUAAUGUGUACAGCACUAUAUUUUCUAUGUGCUGGAGAGACGCAAGGUAGAGGAGAUAGUACUAUGACUUAUAAUUAGUGUACUAAAAUUUGUACUAUUUUUGAUGUUUUAGUACUGUUUGCAGUGUUAAAUUGUGUUUUUGGUACUAUUUACAGUGCUAAACUUUACGGCCAUGCUAGUGCAUUUUCUGCUGUGAAACCUUGUAGUAGCUUGAAAAUAAUGUUGAGCAAGUUCCUGAGAUGUACGCCGUAUUUUACAAUAAUAUUAUUUUUAGAAAAAUGUGUGAAUGCCACGGACUUUGCCUGUCCAUUAUCGGAGACUUGCGUUUCAUUGGGACAACGUUGCGACGGCAUUUACGAUUGUAUAUUGGAAGAGGAUGAACAGAACUGUCGUAAGUUAAACGACCCUACCCUACCUUAUCAUACCUUGUCUCGGCCUUGCCUGUGCUUUGGCCUGUGCCUUGGCCUGUGCCUUGGCCUGUGCCUCGGCCUGUGCCUUGGCCUGUGCCUUGGCCUGUUCCUUGGCCUGUGCCUUAGCCUUGGCUAGCCUUGCUCUAUCUCAUCUUGCUUUAUCUUAUCUUAUUCUACCCUACCUUACCUUAGCUGUGAGGUAGCUUUAUAUUACCUUACUUCUUCUUACUCAUCUUACUGUAAUUUCUAUCUACAGUAUUUUUAAACAUGACUUUAUGUAUAAUCUAAUUCUUUUUUUAGCCGUAUUUUACAAACAGAACUUACAAUAAUAUAAAUUAUGUUUAGCCAUGUGCAAAGCGGACGAGUUCCCAUGUAUAACAUCGGAGCAAUGUAUACCUAUGUCAGGCAGGUGUAAUGGUAUCAAAGAGUGUCGUGAUGGUACUGAUGAAAUGGAUUGUGAAGGUAAAUCGCUUUAAACUUCUUUUUUUCUAAUUUUAAAGUUCGAAAACUCUUAUUUGAAGGCGAAAUGUCACACUGUCUUUCUUGUGACGAAAUGUCAAAAAGUUUAUUGGUUUCUUUUUGUUGCUUAUAAUGUUUUUAAAGGAAGAAAAUUUUUAGAGAAUUGUUUUUGAGACGAAAUGUCAAAAAUUUUCAAAUGUGACGAAAUGUCACAAAAUUAUUGAUUUUUCAUUUUUACUCAAAAAUGUUAUAUAGCGUAUAGAUACACAUACGGCACUUAUUAUAAGGUAUUUUUAAACCCAAUGCAAAUGUUUUACAAUUGUCACGAAAUGUCACAAAAUUAUUGAUUUUUUAUUCUUACUUUAAAAUGUCAUUUUAAGACAAACAAAUAAACUUUCAAGUCAUAAAAAUCAUUUUUAAAAAUUUUUUUCACUUUCAGAAUGCCCAGCCGGCAACUUCCUGUGCAGAAAGUCGAAUAAAUGUGUACCAUCAGCACUACGCUGUGAUGGCCAUAACGAUUGUCCUCAAGGUGAAGAUGAAGCACUGUGUAAGAAGGACAACAGCCAGAUGUAUAUCUGUGAGAACCGAAAAGAUCAAGUGGCCAAGACUCUGGUCUGUGAUGGCAAAGAAGACUGUCCUGAUGGCUCUGAUGAGAAGUAUUGUCUUAGACCUGCCUUGCCUGUGCCGUAAGGUUUUUUAUAUUGUUAUAGAUGGGAGAGGAAAUAUAGGGCGGGGUAUUUAUAGGAUAGGGCAGGCAGAUUUUCAGACCAGAAGGGCAAGGCAAAGGAGGUUAGCUUUCUGUAGGGCAAGGGGUGUAUCACUUAAUUUCUUUUGAUUUUACGGUAGGGUAGGGUAGUUCUGGGGUAGGGAAGGGUAAGGUAGCUUUCAGUAGUUGGUAUGCCCUCUGUAUUGGUCAAGAAAAGUACAGUAAGUGUAUGGAGGGUAAGUAUAUCGAAUUGUGGUGCUAGAGUAGGGCACAAAGGGUUACUGUAACAUAAGGUAGGGCUAUGUCUAGGUCUAGAAAAGGUUGUUGUAGGGGAUUGUAAGGUAUUUCUAAGGUAGAGUACGAUAAGACAGGGUGUUGUAGGGAAUGGUAUUGAAGGGCACGAUAGGAUAGUAGAGUAGGGCAGGAUAGGGUAGGGUACGGUAGGGUAGGGUAGGGUAGGGUAGGGUAGGGUAGGGUAGGGUAGGGUAGGGUAGGGUAGGGUAGGGUAGGGUAGGGUAGGGUAGGGUAGGGUAGGGUAGGGUAAGGUAGGGUAGGGUAGGGUGGGGUAGGGUAGACUUAUUUCUUUUACUUUCAGUGAAGGCACGGCCGAGAACAAUGAGGUUUCAACUGACGUCACUGCUCUUCAAUCUCUGGCUAUCUCUCCGAUGGCCGCUUCUACUGCUAUUCCUACUGUAGUGGUACCUCUACCAGCGCCAGAAUCGCUUCGUAUCCCGUCUAGUCCACGUCAAACUGGCAAGGUAACAGCUUCUUUUCCUCGAGUUCAAUUUGGCUCAUCUAUAUCAACACCGGCUAGCCAAGAGACUACGGUAGUCAGCCAAGAAGCGGGUGAUGAUGACAAUGACAGUAUGCACAACAAGCCUACUGUACAGAUGAAAAAGUAUCGUAUACCGAAUGAAAAGUUAGUACGAGGGGAUACUGUAGUGGACUGUAGGGAUGCUUGCUACGAUAAGGAGGAUACUGUAGCUUAUGUUAAGGAGAAUGUUAUACCGUAUGAUGUUAGGCAUACCGUAGGGCAUGGUACCCCAUAUAGUGAGAGCCGUGCUGGAAGUGAUACUCCAUAUGGUGUUAGUCGUACUGUAGGGCAUGCUAGUACGGUAGGAGUAGAGGAAGGCAAUGCUAGAGGUACAGUGGGUACAGUAAGAGGUACAGAAAGCCAAGAUACAACACAAAGCUCAGAAGAGGUAGUACCCCAGCGUAGCACUUACUCAAAACAAGGUACUCAAGAUACAGUACCACAUAGUAGUACGAGCUCCAAAUACAGUACCAUCGACAGAAAACCCAGUACUACAGACAACAAGUACAGUACUCAAGACAUCGUAUACGGUAGAGAAGACUCAAUGCCUCAUAGCACUCAAGAUACGAUGAUACGAAACUCACCUCCCACUUUGCCUCACAGCUCUCAAGAUACCAUACCCGUCUUUGUGGGCCAAAAAGGUCGAAAGACCUUUACUCCGUCUACAUUCAGUUACCGACAAGAUACGACCAAUCCUCAAUUGGCAGUGACAAGGCUAAAUCAAACACACGACCCGCUACAGGCUUUGACUGACAAGUAUGGUGCUGAUCGGAAGUAAGUUGAGUGUGUUGUACUAUUUAGUACUAUAAAGUCGUAUCGUACUAUUUAGCACUAUAGUGUAGUACUAAACUGCUUAUCACUGUAUUGUAGUAUCGUACUAUUUAGUACUAGAGUUGGGUAUUGUACUUUUUAGUACUAUAUUUAACUCCUGUAUAACAAAUUGCUUGUGGUAAUAUUAUAUUAUACUACUGGGUUUAACGUGAAUUUAAAAUGUUUUUUUUAACCUUUUAGUGUUAAAGGGCGGGUAAAAAGAAUCGUUUGCAGGGCAGGGUAAAAAAUAGAUAGCAUGGGCGGGAUAAGGCAUGGAUCACACAGGCGAGGUAAAAACCCUUCUAAACGCGGGGGAGAAGAGGGUUAGAGACAGGAGAAUCAAAAAUACUUUAAAAUUUUAAAACAUAGGGGCAUGGAAACAAAAAAAAAUUGGGGUAUGGUAAAAAAAAAUUUACGAGCGAAGGGGCAAACAGCUCCUUUUUUGACAAACUCCAAGUAGCAGGGGAAAUUUAAUACUAAAACGCCCGAAAAUGGCAAGAACUUUCUCUACAAAACAACAAAUGGCAAGAACUUUCCUUACAAAAAAAUGACAAGAACUUUCUUUAAAAAACCAAAAAUAACAAAAAAUUUCUUUACACUAAUAACGGAGUGUUUUGCUGUGAAAACGGUCGAAAACUCAAUUUAAUCGUAUUUUCAUAUCGUAUAGCGGAGAUUACAGCGAAUUACUGAGGAAGAUUGAGACCAUUUUGAAGACCGAAAAUGAACCAUCAGCACGACCUCAGAACAGCGAACCGUUCCAUCGACUCAGCAAAACGUAAGAACUUUCUUUACAGAACAAAAAAUAGCAGGAACUUUGUUUACAAAACAACAAAUGGCAAGAACUUUCUUUACAAGGUUAAAAUUCAAAAACUUUUUUUACAGAAGGAUUAUUUGGAAAAUUAAUUGUUCUGAAGGCUGCGGGUGACAUGUUAUACGAUGCUAUGAAAAAAACUGCAAGAACUUUGUUACCAAGACUUAUUUCCCAAAAAACCGCAAGGACUUUCUUUACAAAACUCAUUUCCUGAAAACCGCAAGAACUUUCUUUCCAAAACUUAUUUUUCAAAAAACCGCAAGCACUUUGUUUACAAAUCUCAUUUUUUGAAAAAACCGCAAGAACUUACUUUACAAAAUUCAUUUUUUCAAAGAGCCGCAAGAACUUCCUUUACAAAUAAACAGUCGGGUUUCAGAAUCACGGUCACGGGCCGACCGCAUAAAUGGCAGCCAUCGUUGUCGACCAACGGCCCGAGCCGCACCACGCCCAUCCCUUUUCACCGGCGUCGGUUUCCAUUUCCCCCUGCCCCCGCCCCAGCACCGGGCGUAUGUUGUUAA